AUGUCCCCGAGCUCUUUUCCCCAGCAUGAUGGCGCUCUGCCAUCGUCGAUCCCGAGCGACCCGACGCCGCCCACGGUCGCGGCAUUCUCGCCGACGAACAUAUCUGGCUCGUCAUUGACAUCAAAACACCGAUCUACCAUCAUCGUUCACAGAAAAUCACCCCUCUUAGUCGCUACUCCUCCGGCUGUUACUCGCGCUUUGGCCUACUCUCAUCCGUUUUUGCUGCCUUUGAAUCGCCUACUCGGAUUGAUAUCAUGGACAAGCGGAGACCCAUGGGAAAGCUUUCUUCUUGUGGCCGUCUUUUGGGCAGCUACCCUUUACGGGGAUGCCAUAAUACUGUGGGCUGGUCCAGUUCUUGUAGUGAUAGGCCUGAUACUUGGCAUGUAUUCUCGGCGGUACUCGCCUCUCUCCUCGACCGGGCUGACCGGGGAGAAACACCGGCCUCGGAAGGGAGGCGUGGACGCUGCUUCCCGGAAUCAUAAGACAUUGGAUGAGAUUGUGGAGUCCUUAAGGGAAUUAACGAUGAGAUGUAACAUCAUGUUGGAGCCUCUGAUUGAAUGGACCGACUUUCUCUCCACCCAACGGACAGCUACUUCAGCUACAACUCGACCUGCUCUCACAGCUCUCCUGACCCGUAUAAUCCUCAUCACGCCGCUAUGGAUCAUCCUUUCGCUCCCACCUUUCUAUGUCAUUACCACCCGCCGAGUUGUGAUAUCAGCCGGCACUAUUAUCCUAACCUGGCACUCAAAGCCAGCAAGGAUAUUUCGAGUCAUCCUCUGGCGCUCCCUGACGAUCCGGCGCGUAUGCUCCAUAAUUACAGGGCUUCAAUUUUCCGAGAAACGGAAUAAUGAGGGCGAGCAGGCUCCAAUUUCAGCGCCCCUUUCCCUAUUUUCCAUCCGCCCAUUUCGAUCUAAGCGCGCUCAGCAGUCGACCGAGAUAUAUACCAAGAGAAGACGGGCUGACUCACCGGGCGUGCGAUUUACUUUUGUCUUGUAUGAAAACCAACGGCGAUGGCUCGGCAUUGGUUGGACAACAUCGCUCUUUGCCUAUGAGCGUGCGGCUUGGACUGAUGAGCAUUUGAACUCGGCGCCGUCCAAGGACGACUUUGAGCUCCCUGAAACCCAGGCGGGAACGUCAAGAUGGCGUUGGGUUGAGGGCAGUGAGUGGCACGUGGAAACGUUUGACUCCAAUGGCAAGGCACCUGCCAGAGAGGGAAAAGAAGAUAUCGAUGCUGGUGGCUGGAUAUAUUAUGACAGUAAAUGGAAUGACGGUCGUCGUGGCCAAGACAGCUGGAAUCGAUACACUAGACGUCGCAAGUGGUGCCGCGAUGCUGAACUUGUUGAGACCACACCAAGCACCACGAAUACUCCGAAGGAGGAAACGGAUCCCGCCUCGUGCACAACUACCGGCCGGAAGCCAGACGAGGAGAGGAGCAAACCAGGCUCCAAUAAUGAGAACAAAGGAGUAAAGCCGCGGAAGCGCGGCUGGUUUGGCAGCACAAGUAGUAGCAUGGCCAAACCACCAGCACCGUCGGCGGACGGAGCUUCGUCCAGUCCGCCCGAUCACACAGCCAGCGCACUACUGUCGUCAUCUCCAGAGGAAGGCAGCAGCCAGGCAGCCCAACGCCACAAGAAAACGCCGAGCGUCAGCAGCAGCGCGCGGAGCGUGCCCAUGGGCGCCUCUUUAAGUGCAAGAAGCGGCAACAGCGGCGGCGGCGGCGGGCGAGGAGGACGGCGGACCAGCCGGACACGCGGCAGCGUGACGGACGAGGACCGGGAGAGCCUGGCGCGAAGCGUGCGCGAGAAGGAGAUGGAAGAGCAGGAAAACGUCGUUGAUCAGUGGGACACAAGGCCCGGAGGAGCGGCAGAGCGGGUGGAGCGGGCUUGGGGGUUGGGAGAUGAGGCGCACAUGGGGUUGAGUUAG
Messenger RNA from Ophidiomyces ophidiicola, 1923 nucleotides. RefSeq lists its product as uncharacterized. Gene Ontology annotation, cellular component: peroxisomal membrane. Gene Ontology annotation, biological process: peroxisome organization. The coding region runs from base 1 to 1923 and encodes 640 amino acids. The transcript has 2 exons. Lineage: Eukaryota; Fungi; Ascomycota; Eurotiomycetes; Onygenales; Onygenaceae. The record is from RefSeq and is a predicted model, not a curated record.